This is a messenger RNA of Auanema sp. JU1783, 318 nucleotides long. The record is from the annotation of a GenBank genome assembly. Lineage: Eukaryota; Metazoa; Nematoda; Chromadorea; Rhabditida; Rhabditidae.
AUGGAUAUAGAUUCCGACGAGGAUGUUGAUGAUUUCCGGCCAGUAGGAACACCUAAAAAGCUGCUCUCCAAAAGUCCAUUCAUGUCUUCUUCAUCUAUCAAAACACCUAUGAGAAAGAGUAAAUCCAUUGUCUGGAGUGGCACACUCGAAAAUCACAAUAAGCAAGGACUAAAUGAUCCAAGAGAUUCUCUCAAAAAGCUUCCGUCAAGAUCCAUUCUAGUUACCCCUAAGCGGCACAGAAGUGUUUCAGCUAAGCUGACUGAUCUAUAUGAUGAUCUUAGUCAAAGGAAACGCGUACUCGAUGCGCAAGUCAUGUAA